AUGCAUGAAGCAUACGAGAUAUCGCACUUGCUCAAUGCGACAGUACAAAUAGAAGCUAUAGCAGCUUAUGAUAACAACUUGUUAUUAGGAACGAGACAAGGGCAUCUGUUGAUGUAUUCACUGUCUCAAACAAAUGGAAAUCAGAAAUAUGAGUUGCAGCUACUUAGAUACUGUAAGAAUUUUAGUAAAAAACCUAUUCAACAAAUAGAAGUUAUACCUGAAGAAAACUUGUUGCUGUGCUUGACUGACAAUGUCCUCUCUACAUACAAUAUAAACGGUGUUAAUUUUCCAUUGGUCAAGACAUUUGAACAAACAAAAGGUGCCUCGCUAUUUGCAUUAGAUAACACGCCCACAACAUCAAUGACAGGAGAAUCUAAUUCAGUUGUCCGUCUCUGUGUAGCUGUGCGAAGAAAAUUACAAUUAUAUUACGGGAAGAAUGGAGAAUUCAAACAACACUUGUUUGACUUUACCAUACCUGAUGUGCCGAAAGUCAUGUCGUGGGGCCAGCAAUAUGUUUGCGUGGGAUUCAAAGCCGAAUAUGUGCUUUAUGAUGUAGGUGAUACAAUUGAAUUUUGUUGA
Messenger RNA from Spodoptera frugiperda (fall armyworm), 579 nucleotides. RefSeq names its product vam6/Vps39-like protein. The record is from RefSeq and is a predicted model, not a curated record. Gene Ontology annotation, molecular function: protein binding. Bases 1 to 579 code for a protein of 192 amino acids. Gene Ontology annotation, biological process: autophagy; vesicle-mediated transport; endosomal vesicle fusion. Lineage: Eukaryota; Metazoa; Arthropoda; Insecta; Lepidoptera; Noctuidae. The transcript has 4 exons. Gene Ontology annotation, cellular component: cytoplasm; membrane.